AUGGCAAAGGACCCGACACUACAGAACGCGUUGGAUCAGCACCAGUCUCUCCUCUUCCGCCUUCCACGAGAGCUGCGAGAUGAGAUCUACCACUACUAUUCCCAAGCAAACGGUUACUACUACGACUCCACCUCUGGGACACUUCGAAUGGACGGCGGCGAGUCCAUUGAUCUCAGCCUUCAAUAUACCUGCAAAAGAACAGCGGCGGAGAUGCAGGGUAUUGCCUUGGGAAUCAACAAAAUAACCUUCCGCACGAUGGUCGAUCUCCCCAGGCCUUCCGACCAACUCAUGAAAUCUCAAGUCUUCGAUCAUUACAUCCGUAAAAGAAGGCGUACCAUACUUAGUCGUAUGGUCGAAUGGACAUAUCCUCUAGUUACAGACGAGACCAUGCGCCAGUUGUGCGAACGCCAUCCAGCGAACCUGGCAGUCAAGAAGAUGAGGGAAUUGCAUCGAGAGGGAGACAGUGAUGGACCCCUAGCGGGCGGACACCUAUGGGGUGACAAUGGAGGUUUCGAUACAGUCGAUUAUGACGAGUACUCAGCGGAAGCCAUCGUAAUUCUCCGAGAUUUACUAGACAUCAUAUCCACCGAUCCUGGAUUCUGGCACAUGACUGCGAGCGACUUCGAUGUCAACGCGAGGAGGGCCUUCUUCGUGGCAACUGAGCAUUGGGCCACGCGUUGGGACAAAUUCGAGGAUUAUCUCACGGAGCAUAUUCCCGUAUACACUUCCAAGGCAGAACAGCAGCAAGUGCUACAGUGGCAACCUGACAGCUGGUUCAUCCCAACAGAUGACGAUCUUGAGGCACUGGAAGAGUUUCUGCCUCACGACGAGAAUUCUUAUCCUUUCCAUGCAGUACAUAUACGGGGAGGAAGGCGAUCCUACUUCUCUGCAGCCGCCGUCGCGAUUCGGUUCCUUUCACGCCUCAGCGAGUCUACACGUAGCCACCUCCGCUGGGUCACUAUACUAGAAGAUGAGUGCAGCGACCCUGAAUCCUUCAGUCACGCAAGAGGCCUAGUUCCCUUUUGUAUCUUCAACACUCAGUUGGAAAUUGAGAGAAGAGUAGACAUAUGGCGUACCUCACUCAUCGGUAUUACGAGAGCAAACCAUUGGUAUACUGAAGGGAGGGGACGUGUGAUGAGAGAGAUUGGAAUGUGGAUUAGUGAGGCAAAGGCACUGACUGUCUUGGGGAUGCCUCCUGGCUCUUACAAUCUGGUCUUGCACGGCCCAUCACCUCUUGCAAGCCAACAAAUCUGCGAUGCCACUGCCAGGGUAGCAAUCUGGGACGAAGGCUGUAGGUUGAUCACAAAAGCCGACCCUAUCCAUGGGCCCUACUUUGACCACAUGCUUGGUGAAGGCUUCGCGGAUGCCAUCAAGGGGGUAAUUGAAGGGAACAUUCCAGCUCGGUUCGACGCAGACAUGGGGAAGAUUUGGGAUAUCGAUCAGCUGUUGAGAGAUCAGGAUGGCGAUUGGCCUGAAGACUUGGAUGAUGUUUUCGAACUUCGCAACCUGGAAGAGCCACCGGAAGGCUGGUGCGCUGCACAUGAGGAGCGGUUUGGGGUGUGGAAACACAGAGACUCUGUUCGACUGGACUGGACAGAAUACAUGGAGGGGGUUGAGAUGCUUUUUGAAGCAGAAUGA
Alternaria hordeiaustralica is the source of this 1638-nucleotide messenger RNA. RefSeq lists its product as uncharacterized. Bases 1 to 1638 code for a protein of 545 amino acids. NCBI's taxonomy places the organism in Eukaryota, Fungi, Ascomycota, Dothideomycetes, Pleosporales, Pleosporaceae. The record is from RefSeq and is a predicted model, not a curated record. The transcript has a single exon.